AUGACCCUUAAGGGUGCCACCAGCCAGGCCUGUGCUGCAUGCAAGUACCAAAGAAGAAAGUGCACGCCGGAAUGCCCUUUAGCUCCUUAUUUCCCACCAGACCAACCAAAAAUGUUCCAAAAUGCACACAAGCUUUUCGGGGUCUGCAACAUCUUGAAGAUACUUAAAAGCGUCCAGCCUUGUCGUCAGUUUAUGACCAUGAAGACCAUCAUAUACCAAGCCAAUAUCAGAGACAAGUUUCCGGUGUACGGCUGUUGGGAGGUCAUCUGGCAAUUACAGUACCAAAUUAUGGUUGCGGAGCAAGAGCUUCAAAAUGUUCAUAAACAGCUUGGAAUGUACAGACAACAUCACUACCAACAGCAGCAGCAGAUUUCAGCUAUGCCAGAUUAUGUGACCUCACAAUUAGAAUUGGGCAUGGCACCACCUAAUAAUAAUAAUAAUACCAUCUCACUAUUUAAUCAUAGUACUCCACAAGCUUAUGAUAACAACAAUGCCAUACCUCACGCUUCACCUGUUACACAACAACAGCAGCAGCCUUACUCUAAUAAAAGUGACGAUGCUUACACUUCUGCUUAUGACAUUGACUCCAAGCAGAACUUUACCGCGGAGAAUGUUUUAUGGGAACACUAUCAUUUCACUACCAACGACAGCAGCAUCAAUGAGAAUAGUGAUAAUGCAGAAACAGUUCAAACCCAGUUUUGUGUUUCGCAGACGGUAGCAUUUGAAUCAGGAGAUGCUCAAGAUUAUGAUGAGCUGCACCCAUUUUUCGAUACCAUAGAUGAUAGACAAUCAUACGUUGAUUCCAAAGAGGCUUAUGAAUCAAGCAGCUCUGAAGAAUCGUUUAAGGACACAACACAAAUAUCGAUGGAUCAUGCGCCACAUAACACAUUGAAGAGUGCCGCAGCAUGCUUCAGUCUUUCCAGUGUCAAGUUAUCAGUAAGCUAGAUACACCAUUUUGGCUGUGUUUUUUUUCCUUCUGUUUAUUUAUAGUUCUCCAUCAUGAGUUUCAUAAGGGAAUAUUCAA
Messenger RNA from Argentina anserina (silverweed cinquefoil), 1024 nucleotides. RefSeq names its product LOB domain-containing protein 27-like. The record is from RefSeq and is a predicted model, not a curated record. The transcript is spliced from 2 exons. Lineage: Eukaryota; Viridiplantae; Streptophyta; Magnoliopsida; Rosales; Rosaceae. The coding region runs from base 1 to 945 and encodes 314 amino acids.